Molecule: messenger RNA, 591 nt
Organism: Lachancea nothofagi CBS 11611
Lineage: Eukaryota; Fungi; Ascomycota; Saccharomycetes; Saccharomycetales; Saccharomycetaceae
Source: the annotation of a GenBank genome assembly
AUGGUUCUCAAGAUCGUAUUUGUGACAGGAAAUGCCAACAAGCUGAAAGAGGUGAAGAUGUUGUUGGCACCUAACACUGGCGAAGAGCCAGCAUUUGAUCUGACAAACACAGAUAUAGAUUUGGACGAACUUCAGAGCAGCAGUUUGGAGGAUAUUGCUCGCCAUAAAGUCGCCCAAGCCAUAUCGACACUACCAAAGGGCGUUGCAGUUUUUGUAGAGGACACAGCGCUUUGUUUCAAUGCAUUGAACGGACUGCCAGGCGCUUACAUCAAGUGGUUUUUGAAAAGUGUAGGCCCCGAGGGGAUAGUACGCAUGCUAGAAGGGUUUGAUAACAAAGGUGCUGAAGCGGUUACUACAGUUGCGUAUGCCGAUGCUGAGGGUCAGAUUCACAUGUUUCAGGGCAGAACCCAGGGAAAGAUUGUGUCUCCUCGCGGAUCCCGAGACUUUGGGUGGGAUUGCUGUUUCGAGCCAACUGAGGGCGGUGGAAGCACGUACGCAGAGAUGGCAAAAAGUGACAAGAAUAAGAUCUCGCAAAGGUCUAAAGCUUUUGCUCUCUUGAAGCAGUACUUGAACGGCCUUCAAGCGAACUAA